Molecule: messenger RNA, 3137 nt
Organism: Melospiza georgiana
Lineage: Eukaryota; Metazoa; Chordata; Aves; Passeriformes; Passerellidae
Gene: APBB1IP
Product: amyloid beta precursor protein binding family B member 1 interacting protein
Exons: 14
Coding region: 18-2033 (671 amino acids)
Biological process (GO): signal transduction
Cellular component (GO): plasma membrane; cytosol
Source: RefSeq, a predicted model, not a curated record
GCCGCCCGCCCGCCAAGAUGGAGCAAACCUGUGAUGAUAUAGAUGAAAUGUUCAGCAAUUUACUUGGGGAGAUGGACAUGCUGACUCAGAGUUUAGGAGUGGAGACUGUACCACCUCCAUGCCCCAAAGUGUCCAACAAUGAAUUUAGCUUUACAGUUGGUUUUAAAGAUUUAAAUGAAUCCCUAAAUUCCCUAGAGGACCAAGACCUGGAUGCUUUAAUGGCUGACCUUGUAGCAGACCUUAAUGAUGUUGAACAGAAAACUUUACAAGCCCAGAAAACUUCUUCUUGCAACCAGCAAAGUGCAGUCACUCUGCCUUCAACAGGCUUGAAUGAUGACAUUUAUUCUAAAGUUAGUCCCUAUGUUACUAUUACUGGACAGCCUGUGGAUGAUUUGCCCCCUCCACCACCAGACCCUGAACCAGAACUUCCACCACCACCACCACCACCUCCUCCUGAGCCACUUACUCAGGAAGAACUAGAGGCAAAGGCUAAAGCUGACAAGAUUAAACUUGCAUUGGAGAAAUUGAAGGAAGCCAAAGUUAAAAAGCUUGUUAUCAAGGUGCACAUGAACGAUAACAGCACCAAGUCCCUGAUGGUGGAUGAGCGCCAGGUGGCACGGGAUGUUCUGGACAAUCUCUUUGAGAAAACCCACUGUGACUGCAAUGUGGACUGGUGUCUGUAUGAGACGUACCCUGAGCUGCAGAUCGAAAGGUUUUUUGAAGACCAUGAAAAUGUUGUUGAAGUGUUAUCAGACUGGACUCGAGACACUGAGAAUAAGAUUCUGUUUUUGGAAAAAAGCCAAAAAUAUGCUUUAUUUAAAAAUCCCCAGAAUUUCUACCUGGCCAACAAAGGGAAGAAAGAAAACAAAGAAAUGAACGAUAAAAACAAAGAGGCUUUGCUGGAGGAAAGCUUCUGUGGGACAUCUGUCAUUGUGCCAGAGCUUGAAGGGGCCCUUUAUUUAAAAGAAGAUGGAAAAAAGUCCUGGAAGAGGCGUUAUUUUCUUCUACGAGCUUCUGGAAUUUAUUAUGUACCCAGAGGAAAAACCAAGACAUCACGGGAUCUGGCAUGCUUCCUUCAGUUUGAGAACGUGAACGUGUAUUAUGGGUAUCAACACAAAGUGAAGUAUAAGGCACCUACAGAUUACUGCUUUGUCUUAAAGCACCCCCAGAUUCAAAAGGAGUCACAAUAUAUCAAGUACUUGUGCUGUGAUGAUAAAGCAACCCUGCAUCAGUGGGUAACAGGAAUCAGAAUUGCCAAGUAUGGCAAGACACUCUAUGACAAUUACAAAUGUGCAGUGAAGAAAGCUGCCUUGUCCUCUCGGUGGGCAAAUCAAAAAGUGGUGGAGCCAGCUGCCCCUGCAGGAUCCUCAUCAGCAGGUACUGACACUGCCACAGCAGGUACUGUUCAGUCAAAUGGACAGAUUCCCCAAAGUGACCAUUGUUCCAGUGCAGAAAUUCCAGACACUCAGAAGAAAGUGGAUACAGCUGAGGCACAAGCUGAAACAAAUAAUGGCAGUGCACCUGGCCAGGCACAACCGUUGCUGAGGCCACAGAAAGUCCAGAGUAAGAGGACCUCACUGCAGCCUCCUCCUCCACCUGAAAGGCGUUCAUCUGCUAUUUCUGCUUCGCCAGUUCUACCCUCCAAAGUGAUACGAGACAGUGGCAUUUUCCUAACAGAUCCAGAGAGCUUUCCAGCACCACCACCUACACUGAAGAUUGAUUUUCCUCCUCCACCACCAUCAUCUGAUUUCUGUGAACCACCUCCUGAUUUUGUGCCUCCACCACCACCAGUGUCCAGCAGCAGUAAUGGAGAUGUGCCAUUACCCCCUCCACCUCCACCUGUCGCCAGUAAGCCACCACCACUUCCAGUGAAGAAACCUGUACCACUUCCUCCCAAAAGUCUGGAAAACACAGGACAAGGUGGAGAGCCACAGUCAGCAGGGCCACCUGUGAUUACAGGGGGAGGCAAGCAAGCAGAUUUCAUGUCUGACCUAAUGAAAGCUCUUGAGAAGAAAAGGGGUAACAGCUCCUGAACUCUGGGAGUGAGUAGACUUUAAGACAUAGCUGGUUUUGUGAGGCACAACAGAAGAUCAUGCCUGGAUCAGGAUUCUCCAGGCGGAAUUCUCCUGCAGAGUUUCUUUUGAACUCAAGACGAUGGGGUACCCUUUGUCCCCCGCUUUGUCCCUGUAACCUUUGUCCUUUCCCCCUGCACCUCACCAUCUCCUGCUCUUAACUCCCAUUCCAGCACCAGGCCAAGGUAAGAAUUAGCUGGAGAGUCUUGCUUCCCUCCACAAGAACAGCCAGGGAUGGUGGAACAGCACUCUGGAGGCAGCCAUUUCAGAAACUGAAAUUCAUCUACUCUGGCUGCCUUUUUAGUAGAAUUGGAGUUAAAGGAAAAAUACAAUGUCCUCAUGCAAAUUUUGAGAAGUGGGAAGGAAGACCUCUUUUCACAGAAAUGCCCUUAAAAGUUCUUUUUCAGAAGAGUUCCAGUUGUGGGGGCUUUCUUCCAAUACAAAGAUGCUUUUAAUUUUUUUUAAUAGUCUGUCUUAAAAAUGAAAACCUCAGCUAGAUUAUUGUGAGAUGCAAGUUAGUGCCAGUACCAUUUCCAGACAGUGUCACCCUAAAUGUUGUACACUCCUGUUUCUAUAUGCAACUGAGUCAUACCUGUCAGCAUUCACAGCUGCUGCUUUGAAAUCUCAUUUAUUUGGUUACAUUUGACAAAGAAAAAAGUUUUAUUUUGAAAUCAUGUAUGCUUCUAUGGUAAGCAGGAAUUUUUUUUCUCUUGGUUAACAUCUGUCUUCAAACUAUACCUAGAAAUGACGUGUCUUGUGAAAGACUUAGUAAUUAUCUUGUACCUGAUAGGAAUGUCUCUUCCCACAGGUUUUUCCUUUGUUCUCCCCAUUUAAUUCUCCACUGUUGAUUUAGGAAGCAUUCAUUGUUAGCUCUUAAAUAAAAAUAGCUUCUAUUUUAUAUCUGUACAAAGUGUCACAGUUAAUGAACAACCAUUUUACUGGCAAUUGGAACUUCAAAUAUUUUAAAGAAUUUUUGCCUAUACCUUCUAAACUUUGUUUUUCUUUAUUCUGGUGUUUGCCUCUUCUCAUGCACACCUGACCUUCUAGGAUACCAUCAGCAGUAUG